Molecule: messenger RNA, 802 nt
Organism: Arabidopsis thaliana (thale cress)
Lineage: Eukaryota; Viridiplantae; Streptophyta; Magnoliopsida; Brassicales; Brassicaceae
Exons: 1
Coding region: 58-699 (213 amino acids)
Source: RefSeq, marked reviewed
UACAAUUUUUAGUCGUCUUCCUUGAUUUUUCCAGCAAAAGAGAGUGAGAAUAAUAUAAUGAACCAUCGUGAAGAAGCAAAGAGGGCAAACAAUGAUGAAGACAACGGUGGUAUAGAUAUAGUUGUAGAAAAAUCUCAUGAUUUAAUUUCAGGAGGGUCGGUCCCGAAGCUUCUCAAGAAAUCAGCCGGUGGAGAAAAGUGUUGCAUCUUUAGAAUCCAUCAGAGACUCCGGAACAACAACUACAAGGACGCUUACGAACCAAGGGUUCUCUCAAUCGGUCCAUACCAUCAUGGAAAAGAACAUCUCCAAAUGAUUCAAGAGCACAAACAUCGAUUUCUCGGGAUCUUCAUGGAUGAAGCUCAAAAGAAGGGUGUGGAUAUGAAGGAUUUGAUAGAAGCAGUGUCAGAGUUGGAAGAAGAUAUAAGAGAGUCCUAUUCCGAGAGUCUUUAUAAUGGUGAUGUAUCUGGUCGGAAGAAAUUGAUUGAUAUGAUGGUUCUUGAUUGUUGUUUCAUUCUGAUUUUGUUCCUGGUGGUAGCUAGAAAAGUCAGCUACCCUGAGCGUGUGAAGGAUCCUAUUUUCGGAAUGAAAUGGAUUUUAACGGCUAAAGGAGUGACCUACUACUUUUGGAGAAUCAGGUUCCUUUCUUUCUUCUUCAAACUAUUUAUGACAAAUCGAAGAUUGGGACGUCAAGAGGGCUAGUUGAGAUAACAAUUAGUUUCUUCGAGGGUUCUAUUUCCAUAGAUAUACCAUAUUGUUUAGAAGACCAUCAAUUAGAGGCAAAACAUCUUCUUGAUCUGAUUCG